AUGGGAAAGCAGUAUGGGGCUGCAUGGAGUUUCAUCCUCAUUUUGUUCAUCUUGCGGUUCCUAGUAGUGGAAGGGAGUAGGGGGAAGAGGUUUCUGAGCAAAGGUGACGAUUAUGACAAGGCCAAAGAGUUGCAAAGGAAAGUUAAGGAUUGGGAAGAAGCUGCCUACAGAACGGUGACAGCUGGGGGAUUAGGAGAUGAAGGCGGUGGUUUUGGUAGUGGCGGGGGCAUAGGCAAGGGAGGUGGAGGUUAUGGGUCAGGUGGUGGUAUGGGCGGCGGCUACAGUGGUGGAAAUGGAGCAGGGGGUUGGGGAGGUGGCAUUGGGGGUGGCAGUGGCUUCGGAGGUGGCGGAGGAUCCAGCUACAACAAUGGCGGUCAACGUGACGGACAUGAUUCUGGGGGUGGAAGUGGAGGCGAGUAUGGAGGAGGAUCAAAUGGUGGGUAUGGUUCUGCUGGCGGAGGGGCGGUGGCUUAG
Eucalyptus grandis is the source of this 474-nucleotide messenger RNA. Its product is annotated as glycine-rich cell wall structural protein-like. The record is from RefSeq and is a predicted model, not a curated record. Lineage: Eukaryota; Viridiplantae; Streptophyta; Magnoliopsida; Myrtales; Myrtaceae. Bases 1 to 474 code for a protein of 157 amino acids. The transcript has a single exon.